UCACGCCCACAGGACGCAGGUAGCUGUUAAAAGCGACCCCGAGCGCAGAGAGGCGGUACCGGGGUUUAGUUACCAGUGCAGGUGCCUUCCCCCGCCGCUCUUCUCUUGCAGAAAUAGGCACCCAGUCUGGCUCCAUCGCUUCUGUUUGGAGCUCCGGACAGCCGCUCGACUUCUCCAAACCAAGCCUGCUGACCUGGAAUCAAACUGACACGGAAAUACGCCUCUCUCUCAGUCUCAGAGUCUCAGAUUCUACCAGUGCUAAACCAUGGCUCACCUGAUGAGGACCAUCCGCGACUCGCCGGCCGCCUUGCGCCGCAGAUUCGCCCGCGACCGGACCGAGAGCCUGUCUCACGGGGACCCGCUGUUCAAGGUGCACUACCUGGGCACGGAGAAGAUCUACUCCCUUCGAGCCGAGCAAGCCGAGGAGGCCAUCAGCCGGCUCCUGCAGGGGGCGCCGGCGGGCAAGCUGCCCAAGGACCACGCCCUGGUGGUGCGACCGCGCUACGUGGAGGUCAAGGAGAUCGCCACCGGGCGGCAGCUGACCAAAACGUACCUGCGGGACAUAGCGUGCUGCGCGGCGGGGGCCACGCGGCCCGACGUCUUCCUCUAUAUCUGCAAGAGCCGUGGGAGCGGGCAGCUGCAGUGCAGGGUGUUCUGGUGCGGCAAGGAGGAGCGGGUUCGACAGCUGACAGGCUGCCUGGCACAGUCCUUCCAGAGAGCGCUCAGUGACUGGCAGGAGAGCUCUGCCAACCAAGGGGAGGAGUCCGAGGGAACGGAGGAGGCGGGGCCGUCCGGAGGCCCGCCCCGCCCAGAGGGGCGGGCCUCUACACUGCCAGCCAAUCUCGACAGAGUCAGGUCGUUGGAGAAAGAAGGCUUGCAGCUCCAGGAGUCUUUUGAAAGCGAGGGUGAAGAGGGGGUCGACUGGGGAGGAGUGAGAAUGAGCUGGAGGAAGCAGGCAGCACCUCGCCUGGGACACGGAACUGGAGCUACCAGCCACGAGGUUCGCAAUCAACAGACGGACACGCGUUUUUUUGGAAAUGCGAGCGUGGCUGCUGGUCAGGGGCACGCUGUGCCAGGAGACCGUCGGACAAACGUUCUCUGAAUACAGGCAGCUGGGGUUUUUUGUCUGGUGUUUUUUUUUUUUUUUUUUUUUUUUUAACGUGACGUUUCCUCGUGACGCUACCGGCUGUUUUGCAGAAGCGCUGCGCGAGGGGGGCUCUGUCAGAGACCAGCGGAAUGCAGCACACACGAAUAUCCAUUACAAAGUGUCCUGAGGGCAGCAGUGCGUGUAUCUCCUGCCCUCUGCUGUCUGGAGCGUGUUACUGCAGCGCAUUUUGGGUGAAGUUUAGAACAUUCCAGUUCGAGAAUGAGUCCCAGUGUUCCCUGACCGGCUCUUCAGUAAUUAAUGCAGCAUCCAUACAUCCUGUUAAAAUGGUCUUAUUUUAUUUUUUAAAUAGGGGAACGUGUUCUAUACAUUUAAAAAAAAAAAUUAUAAUAAUAGUAAAAAUUAA
Messenger RNA from Polyodon spathula (Mississippi paddlefish), 1511 nucleotides. RefSeq lists its product as uncharacterized. Lineage: Eukaryota; Metazoa; Chordata; Actinopteri; Acipenseriformes; Polyodontidae. The transcript has 4 exons. The record is from RefSeq and is a predicted model, not a curated record. Bases 266 to 1102 code for a protein of 278 amino acids.